AUGAGGUUUUCAUUCACGAAAUUUCAGUUAUUGUUUCUGACGCCACGACUCCAAAACGUUCUUCUCGCAAAGAUCGUUGCCGUAGUCGUGUGUCGCGCUUCUUCAACACCACCAAAAAAGUUUUCUCUAUUUGCUGGUCAACACCCGAUGAUUCCUGGCGCACCAAAACCGCGUCGCGCGACAAUGGCAUAUUCGAGAUUGCUCCCUCUCUGUGAUCGGAUUCCAUUUUCUUCAAGAGUUUCCAUUCGCACAGAGUUCGUCAUAAUGAACAUUCCAAGAACCUUCCGUUCAAACCCGAUACCAGCCAUAUUUGGAAAGUAUUGCUACCACAUCACGGACGUUUUCAUUGAGAUACUUCGACACCUCAUUUUCAUCAGAGGUCUCUUCCAGCUUAUGAUGAAACGACUAGGAAAGCUCUUCGUGACUAUGAAGGAAAUCAUGAACUAG
Molecule: messenger RNA, 447 nt
Organism: Caenorhabditis briggsae
Lineage: Eukaryota; Metazoa; Nematoda; Chromadorea; Rhabditida; Rhabditidae
Exons: 3
Coding region: 1-447 (148 amino acids)
Source: RefSeq, a predicted model, not a curated record